This is a messenger RNA of Cladocopium goreaui, 5472 nucleotides long. The record is from the annotation of a GenBank genome assembly. NCBI's taxonomy places the organism in Eukaryota, Dinophyceae, Suessiales, Symbiodiniaceae.
AUGCACUGGGGCAUCGACUGCAAAGCCUUCCGUUUUGGUUCUGGACAUGAAGCCCUUUGCUUCCCAGCGCAAUGGACAGCACCGGUGAAUCAGUUUCACUACAUGUUCUGCCAUGAAGACAUUAAGGACAGUGAAGGCAUUUUCCUCCACACAUCGAACCUGUCUCUGGAUGAUCUUGGCCUCAUGCAAAUUCUCUACCAGUUUGGAUACUGCAGAGCGGCCAUCCUUGACAAGGAGGAGAUAUUACCCCAAGUUUUUCGAGUUCUUUUCCUGGAUGUUGUCCAACAACCUACGACAGAGCCAGGACGAAUCAAGAAGCCUCUGCCAUGGCCAGCACCAUCCCACCAUGGACGGCUCAAUCGACCAUUCUUUGACCCUGGCCGACAUCUUGAAGGAGACAAAGACUUCCUUAUCAGGCUUGGCAUCACCAUGAUUGACAUUGAUGCGUUUUUCAAGUCUGGGGAUGAUAUUCUAUGCAGAGAUCCGACUGGUCUUGAAUUGCCCGAAACCACCAAACAGGUCAUGCUGAUCAGCGACACUACUGACCUAGCCCUGUUUGAUCGCCUCAUCAUCUAUACAGAUGGAUCCUCAAUUCCGCUACACAGACAUCGUCCUGCAGCAUGGAACGAGGAGAAUGGGAAUGGCGACACCUGGGCCUAUGUGGUACUGGGUGAAAGAUUUGUGGACCAACAACAGGUGGUCGAAGUCAUUGGGUGGCUCACGCAUCCUGUGCGAUACGACCCCCAUUGCCCAUCCUUUCUUGGAUCCACCUACGUUGGAUCUCUCGGGGCUGAGCGUGAAGCCAUGACCUGGGCCGCCCUUUGGCGGCUUGCACAAAAUGUGGAUACGCCCACAUUGUUUCGGACUGAUUCAUGGACCACGGCAAUGCAAGCCCAGGGCCAAAUCGGCACUGCAGAUGUCGAAGCUUCCUUCACGAGCUUACGCAGCUGUUUCCAGGCACUUGAAGUUGCUCUACCAAAUCGGCUGCAAGUCGAGCAUACACCUGGACAUUGUGGGGAUCCAUACAACGACUUCGCUGACUGGCUUGCCAGAGAAGAACGAUCUCGCAGCUUUUAUGGCAAACGACAAGCGAUCUCUUUGGAUUUAUGGCGACCCUUUCUGCCCUACAUGUGGAUGCUCUUCAGCCAAACAGAUGGACUUCCAUCCUGGAGCUCUCAAGGUUUCCAUGUUCCUCCUCCUCAGCUACCUUCUCCACUUGCCACACCGGUAUGUGAGGAGACCACGCUCAUUUCGGACCUGGCUGCCAAGAUCGACAUCAGUCUGGCAAGCGCGAACAUCGGUUCAAUGUACAACGGAGAAUGGGGACAUGCCGGCAAACUUGAUUAUCUGCGAACUCAAUUCAAGCUGCUGUGUCUCAAUUUCCUAGGCCUGCAGGAAGCUCGCACGCCAGAGCUCUUUUCCAGAACUGACCGGAUCCUUCGGUUUGCCAGUGGAGCACAUCAUGGACACCACAGCAUCGAACUCUGGGUCAAUUUGGAACAAGCUUAUGCAGUGACUGAUGAUGGGCCAAUUUUCUUUGCACCACACCAUUUCGUUGUUGUACACAAAGACCAUCGCUGCUUGCUUGUUCAUGUGGUCACGGAGUGGGUCGAUUUCUGGAUCCUUGUAGCACACGCACCACAGAGCGGAGUACCUCUCUCAGAACGACAAAUGUGGUGGGAUCAUUUGAUGCAGAUUACUGCAGCUUGUCCACAGACGGCUCGCCUUUUUGCCCUCUUGGAUGCAAAUGCGGGUCCAGGGUCUGCGGACCAUGUCUCAGUAUUUCGCACCAUUGGUGGUCAUACUUCGAGUACCCCGUUGCUGAGAACAUUCUUGCAGGAAGGGAAUCUUUGCCUACCCUGCACAUCAUCCUGCCAUGAGGGAACACACACCACAUGGAUCACUCCCGAUGGACUCUCUGAACACAUGAUCGACUACAUCGCGAUCCCCCAAAACUGCUUGAGUAAUUGUUCGAUCAGCAGAGUCCUUGACGAGUUUGACUUGGGCAACAGCCACCAUGACCACUCAGCCAUUGCUCUUCAACUUCAAUGGCAAGAACUACGCCAAUCACACAGUGCAAAGAAAGACAGCUCCAAACCCCACAUUGACUUCAGCAUUGUGCAGAACAGCCAUGUGGAGCAAGCCCUAGGCGACUAUGUAGUGCCUGCUUGGACGGAGAACAUUGAAGAUCAGGUUUCUCAAUUCAAUGGUCAUCUUCUGGCCCGGCUGCAGAACCUGUGCCCUCAUGCCAAGCACAGACCCAAGAAGCCAUGUAUUGAUGAAGCCACCUGGAAUCUUCGCACUCAGAAGCUCAUUGCCAGGCGAGGGCUCAGACAGCUAGCCCGCCAUCAUCGACUUGAGCUUCUACGGGCAUGUUUUCAAUCCUGGACUUCACAGCCGGGCUAUGACAAGGAUCGCUUUUGGCAUUAUGGUCGCUGGCUUCAGUGUGCGAAUGUCAAGCUUUUGGCAAGGCAUCACACGUCGGCUGCACAACUUAAGGCAAAGCUGCGUGCAAGGAAGACAGCCUAUCUCAAACAAGCCUUUGAGAACCUGCCUACAGAUGCACCUGCUUCCUCAAUUCUUCAUGAACUCAAGAAGAUUGUUGGCUCGACCAACCUGAAGGCUAUCAAGCAGCAGACCCUCCCAUUGAUCAAGGAUUCCACUGGGCAACCUUGUAUCUCUCCAUCCCAUGCUUUGGAUACCUGGAUUCAGUUUUUCCAGAACAUGGAAGGAGGUCGAAGAGUUGACAAACAAGAACAACAUCAACUUUGGGUACAGAACCUUAAGAAGUUCCAGGCGACCUCUCUCGACCUGAAAAUCACGGAUGUUCCAUCCUUAGUCGAGCUUGAAGCUGCUUUUAGGCAUGUCAAGCCCCAGAAGGCCACGGGCCCCGACUUGAUCGAUGCCAAAAUUUGUGCGAGCUCUCCGACCAUCGUGGCGCGCAAGACCUACAGCCAAUUACUCAAGCUCUACACCCACGGCCAGGAAAGUCUCUUGCACAAGGGCGGCAGACUUCAACCCAUCUGGAAACAGAAAGGCCCCAGAGAUGCCUGUUCUGCAUACCGCAGCGUGCUCAUUUCAUCGCAUGUGGGCAAAUCUUUGCAUCGGUGCCUACUUUUGCACUCCGCUGAUGUUUUCGAGCACUAUUUGCAGCUGCAGCAGACAGGCGGCAUGCGAGGGAUCUCCGUCACACUUGGUGUCCAUCAGGCGAGGGCGUAUCUGAGAACACGCCUCAGUCAGCACCAGUGUGUCGGCCUUCUGUUCUUAGAUCUGACGGAAGCAUUUUAUCGCAUCGUUCGUCAACUUGCUCUUGGUGGCCUUCCGGAUGACGAAGCCAUUGCGGCCGUUGGGAACCGCCUGCAGCUUGGGCCUGAUCUUCUUCAUGCUCUACACCAACAUCUGGAUGAUCGACCAGCUGUAGUGCAAGCGGGCCUUUCCCCGCAACUCCAGAAAGUCCUUCAAGCGCUACACACGGACACACACUUUUAUGUGGGUGUCCAACAGGAUGCAUGCAGGACCACCCUUGGAACGAGACCGGGAGAUUGCUUUGCUGAUAUUGUUUUCUCCUUUCUUUGGGCCCGAUUGUUGCAUCGUUUGGAGCAGAUCAUGCAGGAGUCCAACAUCCUUGAUGGCUUUCCUGAUGAAGAAGGUUUGAGAAUUCCGGACGCUGAAGCAGCAGUCUGCGGCACCAAGUCAUUUUUAGGGCCCACUUGGAUGGAUGACACCUGCAUUGCCUUUGCGAAGGAUUCUCCUUCAUCCUUGGAGCGAGCAGCCGGACAAGUUCGUAGACGCCUCAGCAUCGCCCACGCAGCCUUCAAUCGUCAUAGACGACUUUUAUUCCAAAAUCGAUGUCUUGACCUCACUCGAAGGCGCGAGUUGUUCCGCACCCUGAUUCUGAGCAAGCUCCUUUACGGGGCAGAAUCCUGGACACUUCGGGAUGGUAAAGACAAACAUUAUCUGCACAGUGCCAUGAUGAGGUUGUACAACCGACUCCUACCUGUGCAGUCCAAACCAAGAAGCGAUGCCACCAUCAUGGCAGAAACAGGCCUCCCUGAUCCAGCAGUUCUCUUGAGGAUUUGCCGACUACGUCAUCUCGGCCAACUCUACAGAACCGGCAGAAGCACCUCCUGGGGGCUUUUCAAUGAUGAUCAAGCGUGGCAAGAUUUGAUUUGGAGUGACCUGUUUUGGAUGUGGCAGCAGCUGAAAAACUCUUCAAAGCUCCCGGACCCGAAACAAGGCUUUCAGCAAUGGGAGUACCUCAUGAAGCACCAUCCAGGCUUUUGGAAGCGAUUAAUUCGCCGUGCAGGAGACCACGAUGGUGGACAAAAGCGCAAUGAGCAUGUCGUGGCUGGUUUUCAUGGCGAGUUUUUGGAGACCCUGCAUUCCCAUGGACGCCUUUGGCAUGAUGCUCCCAGACCAGAAGCUGCCAGUGUUGAACAGGUGACAACCUGUCGCCAGACCUUGCAGGCCAAUCGUCUUCGCUGGCAACCUGCACCUGGUGCUGGCUCGCAAAUCAAUGCGAGCAUGGAAGCAACCCAUGAUGGCCUUCUUCCACCCUUGAAAGUACAUGGACCUUUGCCUGAGCUACCUCCAGGACGAGCCGAUGAGGACUUCGACCAGGACCUCUUGGAACAGAUCUUCCUGGACAUUUUGGACGCCAUGACCAUCGAAGAGUGCGAGAUGAUGAUUCGGAAUGCCACUCACGCGAGGGCUAUUUCCUGGUACACCUUUCAGGCGACCUUAACCAGAUUCUUGGACAUUUUCAUGGAAGAAGAUGCUGCUGUCCUUCAUGUCCCUGGAGAUUCACUACGAGGACUUCUUCAGAAGCUGAUGGAUUCCAAUGCCUGGCCAUUUCUGGCCGCCGAUGGUCGUGACAAGAACUCACCAUGGCAUCAAGAGAUUGAGAUCCAAGAGCAGCAUUGCCUUCGAGAAAUUGAGGAGCAACGCAAUAGAGUUACCAUCGGGAACGUCCUCAUGGGCUUUCAGCUUGUGGCUAUGGCAGCGCUGGCAUGCACUGGAGGCAUAGCUGUGGUUGAACACCCUGCAGAAUCUCCCAACCCAGAAGAGGCUUCUAUCUGGCGAACUCCCAUUAUGCAAUUGCUGCUCGCGCUUCCUGAAUGUGAGUCCUUCACACUUGCCCAAGGCUUGUGGGGAGCCCAAUCGUCGAAACCGACGACUUUGGGUGUGCUUAACGCACCCCAAUUAAAAUUGGAACUGCACAAGGGCCGCAUCACCACGGAGGUGCCCAAAGGCAGCUCAAUUGGGAAAGACACCUCAGGAAAUUGGGCUACUGCCCGCUUGAAGGAAUAUCCUCCUGGCCUUUGUCUUGCACUUGCCAGAGGUUUCCUCAAGGCGAUAGGUGAUCUCCCGGAAGACCCUGCUCAGCAGGUCUCCCUGCGAAACCGUGAAAUCUUUGGGCCUCUGGUCUGCACCAGCUACGGCCAUGCCUAUGGACCAGACUUCGCAGGUUGA